Molecule: messenger RNA, 831 nt
Organism: Erigeron canadensis
Lineage: Eukaryota; Viridiplantae; Streptophyta; Magnoliopsida; Asterales; Asteraceae
Product: LRR receptor-like serine/threonine-protein kinase EFR
Exons: 2
Coding region: 1-831 (276 amino acids)
Molecular function (GO): protein binding
Source: RefSeq, a predicted model, not a curated record
AUGAACUCGAAUCAACCAAUUAUUUUCUUAUCAUCUUCGGCUUAUUUCCUCUUUUAUGCUCUUGUUUUUAUAUUUACCAUCAGCACUGCCAUCUCAUCAUCAGGCAGCAAAAAUAAUGAGACAGAUUAUGAGGCGUUACUGAAUAUCAAGUCAAUGAUCACUAAAGAUCCAUACGGGGCUCUAACAUCAUGGAAUGAUUCUCUUCAUUUCUGUGACUGGAAUGGUGUUACAUGUGGGAAGCGGCACAAAAGAGUGACGACUUUACGAAUUAGGUCAUCCGGUCUAGAAGGUUUUUUGUCUCCUUUUGUAGGAAACCUUAGCUUCCUCCAUAAGCUCAGUCUUCCUAACAACUCCUUAACUGGAGUCAUCCCUCAUGAAAUCGGUCGUCUUCCAAGGCUGCGUUAUCUUGCUCUUGAACUAAACAAGUUCAAUGGCGUCAUUCCGGCUAGCAUAUCUAGUUGUUCGUUCCUUGAAGUGAUUGAUAUUUCUGCUAACGAGCUAGUUGGAAGCAUACCCAAGGAGAUUGGAUUCCUCUCAAAACUUACUGCUCUCAAUCUUCAGGAUAACAUGUUUACAGGUGGAAUCCCGUCUUUCUUGGGGAAUAUCACAUCAAUGGAAAGUUUUGCCAUUAAAAAUAAUCCUUUGGGUGGGAAGAUACCGGAUACCUUAGGCCAAUGGAAAUUUUUAAAAGAAUUUUAUAGUUUUUCUUGUAAUUUAUCUGGAACCAUCCCGAGUUUCUUUUAUAACUUUUCACGUCUAGCUUAUUUUAGCUUGUGCGAUAAUCAAUUGACUGGCAAUCUUCAUCCAGCCAUAGGUUUCAUGGGAGGUUGA